GCCGCUAAAAAACAAACCCCACUGCCGAGAGUCUACCUUGGUCUCGUGCAAGGGGCUACUUUGCACUCUCUUAUUCUUCCCGCCAUUUUUUCAUCUUCCAUCCAACGCUCGCUGCAGAGACAGGAGCCCUAUCCGCCAUGGAUACAGAGAUCAAAGCUGAGUUCGAGAAGGCCGGUUUUUCUCUCGUCGAGGAGGACGAGAUCCUUCAGAAAUGUCUCACUUACUGUAUUAAUUACAAACUUAGUCCGGCAGACCUUGUUGCGAACUGGGAUAUAUAUUUUCUCAACAGGCAAUUAAAUGGUUUAAGAAUAGAGGCCUCUCACUUGGAUGGUUUUUUGACACAUCUUCAAAAUGACCAGAAGGAGAGGCUUAUCAAGGAGGAACCAAAUAUACAUAUCUACUCGAGCAAUGAUAUUGAUAUGCUGCAUGGUGAAGAACAAGAUGACAUCAAGGAAGGUUUGCUUAUUUCACCAAAUCAUUUAAAUGAGGAUCCAUAUUUGGAGUCAAAUGUAGGUUCAACACCUGCUACAAGCGAAAAACCUUCAUCUACAACGAGAUCAAAGUUAAAUAGCCGCAUAACUCCUUUCGGGCAAAGGAUGAACAAGUUUGUAUCACAAUUUACUUUCAAUGGUCAAAUAGUUCGACAUUCAUCAAGCAGUCGAGCGCCUGAAAACAUGUUUGAAAACAUGGAUGAUGAUGUAAUUAGAAGAGUUCAGCCUAAUGAAAGGUGCUCCUUACAUAUUCACUGUUCACUUCCAGAGCGAGGUUGUCGGUUCAUGUAUGAUCGAAUAGAAGAUCGGUUUAAUUCUCUUGAAGAUCGCAUCAGAAGGCAUAGUCAUGCUUUUACCGCAUCUGGACUUUAUGGAGAGCCAGAUGAUGCUACAUUGGCUUCACAGAAAAAUAUAUUUGCAGUCGGUAUGAUUUGUUGUGACGGAGAAGGUCGGUUGAAUGAUAAGUCAAUAAUGCUACAAUGCAGUGUUGAGCAUUCAGGAGGCCAGAGUGUUCGCAUUGACCUUCAAAGGUUGGAUCAGUUUUCAUUUUUUCCCGGCCAGGUGAUCGGAAUUGAGGGCCAUAAUCCAAGUGGACACUGCUUGAUGGCAUCUAAGGUUAUCGAAAAUUUGCCGUUAGCUCCUGAUGUUGGUUUGCCUCCUGCAAAGAAGCAAGCAAUGGACCAUGAACAAAAUGUCUCUAGCAUUACAUCAAGAGUUCUAUCUGUGGUCAUCGCAGCUGGUCCCUUCACAACAACGGAUAACAUGCUGUUUGAGCCAUUCAAAGAAUUGCUAGCAUAUGCUACCCGAAGACAACCACAGUUGCUAAUUUUAAUGGGACCAUUUCUCGAUUCUGAGCAUCCGGAGAUAAAGAAGGGAACAGUGGAUAGGCUUUUUGAUGAAAUUUUCAGUGAUGAAAUCCUCAGAAGGUUGCAAGAUUACAUUCAGUAUAUGGGUUCUGCUUCUCGUAUUGUUCUCGUGCCAUCCAUACGUGAUGCGAACCAUGAUUUUGUUUUUCCACAGCCUGCUUUUGAUAUUGAAAUUCCGGAUGAUGCAAAACAGCAGAUAUCUUUCCUUGCAAAUCCGUGCAGUUUCAGCACAAAUGAGAUCUUGUUUGAUUGCUGCACUGUAGAUAUCUUAAAACAACUUAGCAGCGAGGAGUUAUCACGAAACUCAUUUGAUGCUUCAGUAGAUCGCAUCGGACGACUCGCAAAGCAUUUACUGAACCAACACAGCUUCUACCCUCUAUAUCCCCCUUCAGAAAGUGUACCCUUGGAUUUAUCACUUGCACCAGAAGCCUUGGACAUCCCCUCCACGCCUGAUGUCCUACUGCUUCCCUCUGAUCUCGCUCCGUUCGUUAAGGCAUUAAGCUAUGAAAGCAGUGGUGAGGAAGGCGUUAGCUGUAUGUGUGUGAACCCAGGAAGGCUUGCUAAGGGUAUUGGAGGAGGUACUUUCGUAGAGCUCAACUAUAAUAAAGAUUCAAAGAACUCGUAUGCGUCCAUAAUACGUAUUUAAUCUUUUUUUUUAAUGUAAAUGGUUGCAUCUUCUUGGAUAGAUGGAGUUUGUUUUAAAUUUUUUUUUUUUUUCUUUUUACGUUAAC
Messenger RNA from Phalaenopsis equestris, 2088 nucleotides. RefSeq names its product DNA polymerase alpha subunit B. The record is from RefSeq and is a predicted model, not a curated record. NCBI's taxonomy places the organism in Eukaryota, Viridiplantae, Streptophyta, Magnoliopsida, Asparagales, Orchidaceae. Gene Ontology annotation, cellular component: alpha DNA polymerase:primase complex. Gene Ontology annotation, biological process: DNA replication initiation; DNA replication. The coding region runs from base 138 to 2003 and encodes 621 amino acids. The transcript is spliced from 16 exons. Gene Ontology annotation, molecular function: DNA binding.